CCUUUGUUACCCAGGGCCACAAGGUGGUCUGGCCGGUACCCUGGUCCCUGGCUGUGGCCCUGCCAGGUCUGGUCUGGGGCUGAUGGAGGCUCGGUGUGGUGCUUCUGGCUGCCUCUGUCCCCGCAGGGCUCGCUGGUGUUCCUGGUGAGCGGGCUGGCGGUGCUGGGCUAUGCCGCGGCCCUCAGCGCCCAGCCCACCUACCAGGCCGUGGUCCGGGCUGUGUGCGGGGCGGCCGUGGGGAAGCUCUGUGAGGUCUGCUUCCUCCUCAACCUCUUCAUGAUCUCCGUGGCACUCCUCAGGGUGGUGGGUGACCAGCUGGAGAAAUUGUGUGACUCCCUGUACCCCAAUGGGACACUGAAUGGGAUCCCCCAGCUGCCCCCCUGGUACGUGGACCAGCGCUUCACCCUCUCAGCUCUCUGUGUCCUCGUCAUCUUCCCGCUCUCUGUCCCCAGGGAGAUCGGCUUCCAGAAGUACUCCAGCAUCCUGGGCACACUGGCUGCCUGCUACCUCACUCUGGUCAUCAUCCUGAAGUACUACCUGCAGGCAGAGAGCCUGCGUUUGACUGAGCCCCCCCAGCCCUCCAGGUCCUCCUCCUGGACUUCCAUCUUCAGUGUCAUUCCCACCAUCUGCUUUGGCUUCCAGUGCCACGAGGCAUGUGUGGCCAUCUACAGCAGCAUGCGCAACCAGAGCUUCUCCCACUGGGUCACCGUCUCUGUGCUCUCCAUGCUCAUCUGCCUGCUCAUCUACUCCCUCACUGGGCUCUAUGGCUACCUGACCUUUGGUGAGGCUGUGGCGUCCGAUGUCCUGAUGUCCUACCCAGGGAAUGACCCGGUUGUCAUUGUCGCUCGCCUGCUCUUUGGUGUCUCCAUUGUCACCAUUUACCCCAUUGUGGUGCUGCUGGGCAGAUCCGUGGUGAAGGACUUGUGGGCAGCCCCGAAGGGCGGGGCCGUGGCGGAGUGUGAGGCACGCGAGCGGCGCAGCCGGGUGGCACUGACGGUCACCUGGAUGUCUGCCACGCUGGCCAUCGCCCUGUUCGUCCCUGACAUUGGCAAAGUCAUCGAACUCAUCGGGGGCAUCAGCGCCUUCUUCAUCUUCAUCUUCCCAGGGCUGUGCCUCGUGUGCAUGACUGGGACCCACAGCCUUGGGCCACGCAAAAAGGCUGCUCUCAUCGCCUGGGGCGUUCUCUCCGUUCUGGGCGGUGCCUUCGUGUGCGGGCAGAGCGCUGCCCUGGCCGUGCUGGGGCUGCUGCGCUGAGCGACCACAG
This is a messenger RNA of Cyanistes caeruleus (blue tit), 1264 nucleotides long. Lineage: Eukaryota; Metazoa; Chordata; Aves; Passeriformes; Paridae. The record is from RefSeq and is a predicted model, not a curated record.